Messenger RNA from Pimephales promelas (fathead minnow), 1632 nucleotides. It is a transcript of the gene micu3b, whose product is annotated as mitochondrial calcium uptake 3b. Gene Ontology annotation, molecular function: calcium ion binding. Lineage: Eukaryota; Metazoa; Chordata; Actinopteri; Cypriniformes; Leuciscidae. The record is from RefSeq and is a predicted model, not a curated record. Gene Ontology annotation, biological process: mitochondrial calcium ion homeostasis; calcium import into the mitochondrion. Gene Ontology annotation, cellular component: uniplex complex.
UCUCCUCUCCCCGCGCCGGUGACGCAGUCAUGAUGGCCGCCGUACGUCGUGUUCUGGCUCUUCGAAACAAGUUCACCAGUUUAACAAAUGGGUUAAACAUUUAUUUUAACAGCAGACAAUCGUUGAGGGAAAGAACAGCUCUGAGAUACGUAGGGACAGGGGUGUGUAUCACUCUCGGUGGAUUCGCUGUUGUUUACUACCAGCACAUUUCGACUCCGGAUAAGGGACAGGCAGCGAGUCUGCGCGCAUUGAUUUCUCCGCUCCCAGCAGUGGCUGCAAAAGAGCAGGCCAGUGUUUCUGCUGAAGAUGAAGAGGUGUUUAUGUCAGCCCAUGAGCACAGGUUCAGGCUCUUCAGCUCAUUGGAGUAUGAUGGACAGCUUUACAUGACACCCCUCGACUUCAUUGAGUCUGUCACCAUGAGCGAACCAAAGAAAAAGAGGUUUUGGAGAUCCCUCACAAAACAGGAUCUAGACAAGAUUCUGUCAGAUACGCCACCGGUUUGGAAAGGAUCCUCCCGUCUGUUCCGAAACCAGCGUGAAAGAGGUGUCAUCGCUUACACAGAGUAUCUGUUUCUGCUUUGCAUUUUGACAAAACCACAUGCAGGUUUUAAAAUAGCUUUCAACAUGUUUGAUGCAGAUGGCAAUGAAAUGGUGGAUAGGAGAGAAUUCAUGGUGUUAGAGGACAUAUUCCGCAAGAAAAAGGAAAAGAAAAAAGAUCCUGACAGUUCAUCCCAACUGAGUGUGGAACUGUAUGGAUAUCAAGGAUCUGUCAGCAGCAAUGUACUUAAAAAAGAGCAGCCUCAGUCUGAACCCAGAAGUUUCUGGGAUGUUCUGAGGCAUGGUGCAAGAAUAGUUCUCUUUUCAGAUCUGAUGGAGGACACAGCAGAAAAUGUCACCGACACAACUCUGCUGGUUCAUUUCUUUGGAAGAAAGGGCAAAAGUGAACUUAACUUUGAUGACUUCUACAGAUUCAUGGACAACCUGCAGACAGAAGUCCUUGAGAUUGAGUUCCUCAGCUUUUCCAAGGGAAUGACCACCAUCAGUGAGGAAGACUUUGCUAGUAUCCUGCUGCGCUACACUACAGUGGAGAACAUUACAGGCUACCUUGAGAAUGUGCGUCAAAGCAUACCCGAUGAAAAGGGCAUCACUUUUGAAGAGUUUAGGUCCUUUUUUCAGUUCCUCAACAACUUAGAGGAUUUUGCCAUUGCCAUGCAAAUGUACAACUAUGCAAAUCGGCCAAUUGGACAAGAUGAGUUUGCCCGUGCGGUCUAUGUGGCCACUGGCCUGAAGCUGUCAAGACACCUUGUGAACACUGUUUUCAAGAUAUUUGAUGUGGACCAUGAUGACCAUCUAAGCUACAAGGAGUUCAUUGGGAUAAUGAAAGACCGGCUGCAUCGUGGCUCUUCUUGGGGAUAUAAAGGUGAAGAGAGAUUCACAUCCUUUAAAGCCUGUAUGAAGAAGGAACUCACUGCUAAAUAGGUGAUAGACCCACUGUUUCUCCUCACCCUCACGUCUGAAGUGAAGAUAUCUCAAGCUGGAUUAAAGUUCUCAGUGUCUCAAUGCAAUUACCUGCCUGACCUGUGUCAAACUCUGUACGAGACAAAUACUGCCAUAAUUAGAUUAACACAUGCUA